Messenger RNA from Erinaceus europaeus (western European hedgehog), 2927 nucleotides. RefSeq names its product tetratricopeptide repeat domain 16 (gene TTC16). The record is from RefSeq and is a predicted model, not a curated record. NCBI's taxonomy places the organism in Eukaryota, Metazoa, Chordata, Mammalia, Eulipotyphla, Erinaceidae. Gene Ontology annotation, molecular function: protein binding. Bases 290 to 2911 code for a protein of 873 amino acids. The transcript is spliced from 14 exons.
ACCUGGGAGUGGGGUGAAGGGAAUCUUGUUCUGGGACCUAUAGUAGGCCUUCCUAGAGCGAAAAAUCAGCAAGUUCUCCUGCGCUAUAAUCCUCAGCCUGCACAGAUAAUAAAGUGAUUGAUGCUAUUCAUCGAUUCAAACUGUGCAUCCUGGGGGCGUGACUAGGGGCGGGGCCUGCGGGCGUCCUGGAGACGGUGCUUAGCAACGGCAGCUGUGGGGGCCGACGGGGCUAGGAGCCUAGGAGACUGCGCCCGCUGGCCGGCGGAGAGAACCUCCUGCAAGGGGACUCAUGGCAGACUCCGAAGAGGAUGCUGUGACGCUUGACGAGGAUCACUUAGGACCCAUCCCAAAGCCAUGGGUGAUUUCAUCUCCAGUGGAUACCCUGGAGAAAAUAUUUGGGAGCAGCAAGGUGUUUCAGAUCAUUGAGCUAAAACCAAAGGUUGUGACAUUAACAGUACCUCUCAAAGUCGGAGAAUAUUACACUCAAGGCCAGCAGUGCUUGGAACAAGAGGACUGGGAGACGGCUGUGCUGUUCUUCUCCCGUGCCCUCCAUCUGGACUCUAAUUUGGUGGACUUUUACGCCUUGCGAGCUGAGGCCUACCUCCAGCUCUGUGACUUCUCCUCGGCUGCCCAGAACCUGCGAAGGGCCUUCUCUUUCCAGCCAGAUAAAACCAGCUACCUGGAGCGACUAGGCUUGGUGCUUUCCCUACAGGGCCAGUGCCUGUUUGAACAGUGUGCCUUUUUGGAUGCCUUGAAUGUGUUCCUACAAGCUACAGAGAUCCAACCAGACAAACCGUGUUUCCGAUACCGAUGCAUGGCCUGUCUCCUAGCCCUCAAACGGCACCACGAUUGCCUGGCUUUCACCAUCAAGGAGGUGAGAAGAGACACCACCAACCCUGACGUCUACAUCCUCCGGGCACGGCUCUACAACUUCUUUCAGAAGCCCAGCCUCUGCUAUCAAGACUUGCACAAGGCCUUGCUGUUGGACCCCAAGCAUUUGCAGGCUAAGAAGCUGCUGAAGAAGAUGGUGGAACAGUCCCAGAAGGCACGCUGGGAGGCUGGGAUUCUUGCUGUGCAGGGCAAGCUGCAGCACGCACUGCAACGGAUCAACUGCGCCAUUGACAACAACCCUCUGGACCCCAGCUUCUUCCUUUUCCGGGGCACCCUGUACCGGCGGCUCCAGGAGUUCGAUACUGCCACCGAGGACUUCCUGAAGGCACUGGACAUGGUGCCUGAGAGCCAGGAAUACAUAGUGCAGCAGACUCAGCGCCAGCUGCUGCUGGCCUACAAUGACUUUGCCGUGCACUGCUACAAGCAGGGAGCCUACCAGGAGAGCGUACUUCUGCUCAACAAGGUGCUCAAAGACGAGCAGCAUGAGAAAGGCCUCUACAUCAACCGAGGCGAUUGCUUUUUCCAGCUGGGCAACCUGGCCUUUGCUGAGGCAGACUACAAGCAAGCGCUGGCCCUGAGUCCGCAGGAUGAGGGCGCCAAUCUGCGGAUGGGUCUGCUGCAGGAGAAGCUGGGCUUAUGUGAGAAGAGGAGCAGGAAGUUCGAUAGGGCAGAGAGCCACUUCUCAAUGGCCAUCCAGCACAACCCCCAGAAGGUCCAGUACUACCUAUACCGGGCUAAGAUCCGGCAGCUCCUGCAGAACUUUUUUGGCGCCCGCCAGGAUGUUGCCACGGUCCUGCUCCUCGAUCCCAAGAACCCAAAGCUGUUGCCGCUGCUGUCCGUCCUCUUCCCAGGCAUGACGGUGGAGGCGGUGCGUAACAGCCAGGUGGGCCGCCUGGCCAUGCUACAGCUGAAACGAAGGAUAGAGAGCAACCUUCAGACCAACAUCCCUUACAGCAUCAUGGGGCAGUUCAGGCAGCGGGAACUAGAGCGCCAGAAGGCCCGAGCCAUGUGGCAGAGGGAGCUGCCUUUGUCUGAAGCCCUUAGAGAGUCCUCUUUCCAGACCAUCCAGGAAAAGCCAGCACAACCACAGCAAGAGGAGAAACCCACACCUGACCCUAAGAAGGUGAUGUCCCUGUCUGAAAGCUACCUCGGCAAGACCUCUUCACUCUCCCUGUUGGGCUACAGGACCACAGGCUCCUCAGACACAGAGACGUCCUCUACCUGCCAGGAAUACAGAAGCCCCUCAACCACCACUGGGACACUCUCUGAGUCCUCACUGCUGGAGACACAUUCCUCAGAUCUUUGGUAUAACUGGGAAAACUCCAGAUCCAGAAAAUCCACCCAGAACCAGAGCCAGAGUUCUAGCAAGAUAGAGGCUGCCCUGGACAAGAGCCAGAGACUCAGCAGGACCGAAGCACCCCAGGGUCAGAAACAGAACUCCAUCAGGACUGAGCUUGCCUGGGACCACAGAAAGAAAUGCAUCAGGACUGUGUUUACUCAGGAUCAGAGAGAGAAGCCCAGAAGGACUCAGGUUGCCCUAAGGCAUAGACUGAAACACACCAGGGCUGAGAGUGCCCGAGAGCAGAGGCCCAGCAAGACAGAGGUCUCCCAGGGCCUGAGCAAGAAGCCCAACCUGGAAACCGCUCAAAGCCCAAGGCAGAAACAGAAGACCAAGGCCACCCAGCACCCAAGGGGGAGGCAUAAGUUCCGAAAGGCAAAGCUUUCCCAGGGUCUGAGCUGGGGACUGAUUCGAAGUUCCAGUAAAACUAAGUCAUUCUAUACCCCAAAUUGGAGCCCCAGCAAUGCAGAGCUCAGCCAGGAUGACGAUCAGUGGCCCAGUCAGGCUGUACCUGCUCAAGACAGUACCCAGAGCACACUCCCAAGUCUCAGCAAGACUGAAGUUGACUGGAAGCCACACCCAAGUCUCCACAGAUCCCUGGCCACCCAUGACCAGAACUCCAGCCCCCAGAACACCAAGGCUGGCCAGGACUCCAGGUCCAACAGUAACACUGCUCUCUGAUGGGGUCACGGAGCCC